Molecule: messenger RNA, 2412 nt
Organism: Miscanthus lutarioriparius
Lineage: Eukaryota; Viridiplantae; Streptophyta; Magnoliopsida; Poales; Poaceae
Source: the annotation of a GenBank genome assembly
AUGUAUCAGCCCACUCGUGCUUCUAAUAAGCCCAAGCCCACAACAUCUCGGCCCACUCGAGGUCCAGGGCCAACCUGCUCUUCCCGCCACGCCGCCCUCUGCCUUCCCGCCAAAAACCCUCCUCUUAUUCCCCUCUUCCCGCCGUUCCCCCGAACAUUUUGCCGCCUCCCCACAGCCGCGCCCCCGCUCUUGUCCGCCUCCCACCACCUCCUCGCCGCCGCCACCGCCGUUCCAAUCACAGCCGCCGGGAUGAAGAACCCCGACUUCGCCGCAGACAAAGCGCUCGCCAAGGACUUCCUGUCCAACUUCGCCGGCCCUCACGGCGAGCCCAAAUACCUGAACAUCCUGCAAGAUGUCGCGAACAGGAAGAUACGCGCGGUCCAGAUCGAGCUGGAUGACAUGUUCCAUUAUAAGGAUAUCGACGAGGAGUUCUUGCAGCGUGUCACUGAGAACACGCGGCGCUACAUCGGCGUCUUCGCGGAGGCCAUGGACGAGAUCAUGCCGGAGCCCACAGAGGCGUACACCGUCGACGAGGACAGGGACAUCCUCAUGACGCAGCGUGUGGAUGAGGGGGCCGACGGCGGCGCGGACGGCACGGACCCGCUGCAGAGAAUGCCACCAGAGAUCAAACGGUUUUUUGAGGUUUACAUCAAGACAUUCUCAAAGGCGACUCCGCUCACCAUUAGGCAAGUAAAGGCAUCCAACAUUGGGCAGCUUGUGAAAAUAUCUGGGAUUGUUACUCGCUGCUCGGAUGUGAAGCCCUUGAUGCAGGUUGCUGUUUAUACAUGUGAAGAAUGUGGAUUUGAGAUAUACCAGGAAGUGACUGCUAGAGUGUUUAUGCCCCUCAUUGAAUGUCCAUCUCAACGAUGCAAGCUGAACAAAGCAAAGGGGAAUCUAAUCCUUCAACUGCGUGCAUCAAAGUUUUUGAAAUUUCAGGAGGUGAAGCUUCAAGAGUUAGCAGAACAUGUACCAAAAGGCCACAUUCCUCGUUCUCUGACUGCUCAUCUAAGAGGAGAGCUGACUAGAAAGGUUGCACCUGGAGAUGUGGUUGAGAUGUCGGGCAUUUUUCUCCCUAUGCCAUACUACGGGUUUAGAGCGAUGCGUGCAGGAUUAGUUGCUGAUACUUACUUGGAAGCAAUGUCUGUCACCCAUUUCAAGAAAAAAUAUGAGGAGUAUGAACUAAAAGGUGAUGAACAGGAACAAAUUGACCGUUUGGCUGAGGACGGUGAUAUCUACAGUAAGUUGGCAAGGUCCUUGGCACCUGAAAUAUUUGGCCAUGAAGAUGUCAAAAAAGCACUGCUGUUACUACUUGUUGGUGCACCCCAUCGGAAGCUUGCAGAUGGUAUGAAGGUCAGAGGAGACCUGCAUAUAUGCAUGAUGGGAGAUCCUGGUGUUGCAAAGAGUCAACUUCUGAAGCAUAUUAUCAAUGUUGCACCAAGAGGAGUGUACACCACUGGACGUGGGAGCAGUGGUGUUGGUCUUACCGCUGCCGUCCUGAAAGAUCCAGUAACAAAUGAGUUUGUCCUCGAGGGUGGAGCACUGGUACUGGCAGAUAUGGGCAUUUGUGCUAUAGAUGAGUUUGACAAGAUGGAAGAGUCAGACAGGACAGCGAUUCAUGAGGUAAUGGAGCAGCAAACAGUUAGCAUUGCCAAGGCUGGCAUCACCACCUCUCUUAAUGCGAGAACCGCAAUUCUGGCUGCUGCAAAUCCAGCAUGGGGAAGGUACGAUAUGAGGAGGACUCCAGCAGAAAAUAUAAAUCUACCUCCAGCGCUUCUGUCUCGUUUCGACCUCCUUUGGUUGAUCCUGGAUCGUGCAGACAUGGAAACUGAUCUUGAAAUGGCAAGACACGUUCUUCAUGUGCAUCAAAAUCUUGAAUCACCAGCGCUGGGGUUCACACCACUUGAGCCAUCUGUACUCAGAGCAUACAUAUCUGCUGCUAGAAGAGUCAUUCCUUCUGUUCCUAGAGAGCUCGAGGAAUACAUUGCAACUGCAUAUUCCAGCAUCCGCCAAGAGGAGGCAAAGUCAAAUGCACCAACCUCCUACACAACUAUCAGGACACUUUUGAGCAUACUCCGUAUUUCUAUUGCCUUGGCAAGACUUAGGUUUUCAGAAACUGUGGCUCAGAGUGAUGUCGACGAAGCACUGCGACUGAUGCAAAUGUCCAAGUACUCGUUAUACUCUGAUGACCGCCAACGGUCUGGCCUUGAUGCAAUAUCUGACAUAUAUUCUAUCCUGAGAGACGAAGCUGCUAGGACGAGCAGCAUGGAUGUGAGAUAUGCUCAUGCUCUUAACUUGAUCUCCAGAAAGGGAUACAGCGAGGCUCAAUUGAAGGAGUGCUUGGAGGAAUACGCUUCCCUGAAUGUGUGGCAGAUCCAUCCAAGCACCUUUGACAUCCACUUCAUCGAUGCCUGA